Molecule: messenger RNA, 519 nt
Organism: Pelobates cultripes (western spadefoot toad)
Lineage: Eukaryota; Metazoa; Chordata; Amphibia; Anura; Pelobatidae
Source: the annotation of a GenBank genome assembly
AUGCUGACCGGUCGCAUGCAGGAGAGGCUCCAGAGAAAUCUGGCCUCUUUGGCUACAAUUUGCAGCCCUGGUACUUGUAACAAGCCCAUGAGACAUCCACACGGGGGUGGAAGAAGUGGCAGACCCCGAGAUCGUGACUUUUGGGUCCCAGGAGGGAAGCACAAAGCUUUGGGGGCUGUGGCCUAUUCGGGGGGGGAGCGGGGUGGACGGCCCUCCCCGGCUGCCACACACUGGCAUCCUGAGAUGCCUGCCGGUCCUGUUUCACCCCCCCAUGGACCAGGGGGGUUAUCCCAGUCCCAACUGCGGAGAGCUCGAGAUGUGUGGAGACCAGGUGGCGUGGAACUCCCAAGGCCUUCCUUACAAGAUGGCAGCAGCUCCGUGCUCGGUACCAAUGGCACAUGCCUUGUGAAGCUCCAGAGGAGGGAAGUCACACCACCCACCAUAACGAACGACCACAAAAGAAAAACCAGCGAGACACGCCGGACACAGCAUAAAAACAGCGGUGUGCAGUUCCCCUGA